Molecule: messenger RNA, 1231 nt
Organism: Corticium candelabrum
Lineage: Eukaryota; Metazoa; Porifera; Homoscleromorpha; Homosclerophorida; Plakinidae
Exons: 1
Coding region: 255-1082 (275 amino acids)
Biological process (GO): vesicle-mediated transport
Cellular component (GO): membrane
Source: RefSeq, a predicted model, not a curated record
CCAGUCAAGGGCUUGUCACAGCAGUAAACACAACGCCCCCAACAUUCCAAUUACAUAUCAACACUGUAAUCUGAUCAGAUGUGUUGGCAUUUGGCGCACGGUGUACGGUGUCGGCCAAUGACGUAAUGAUGAGGAGUCUGGGGAAAGGCGUGUCUACCCAGGUAGUGUGAUACAUAUCGAACCCCGACAUUGCGUAAGAUCAUUGGUAUAUAAGUAGUACAGACUUGACGCUCCUACUUACUUGAUACUGAAACAUGUCGAGAGACAAACUGGGUUUGCUGCAGAAGUGCUCUCAACGAUGGGGAUCGAAACAGUACAUGCAGAUGAAAAAUCGUUCCAGCACAACUACUACUACCCGCCUUACUGACGUCAGUGAGGAUUCGCUGCGAGUUUUGAAACAAGUCGAAAUCAUUCGAGACACCAUAGGACGUAUUGAGAAAGACCUUCCAGCGGUGCGAACGUCUCUGCGGAGAUUACUUGCUGCAGUCAAUGAGAAAGACAAACAGAACGUGCAGGAUCGUCUCACUGAACUAAAUGAAAGUGCAAAGAGAACCCAACUACUGCUCGUCUCCAUGGACUCGUUUUGCAAACAAGAACGCCCAGAUAGUACGCUUGCAAGAAUAGUAAAGACCCAGCAGAUGACGCUGAGCUGCAACCUGAUGAAAAUAAUCGAAGAAUUGAGAGACUGCUUGGAGGUGUUAACCACUCUAGCACGGAAACGACGGAGCAGAUCAAAUUCCUUUGGAAUUGUAACAGACUGCAUCGUCCUCCCCCUUCAAUGUCAAUCGAGAAGCAAGUCAAGCCCUAUUCGACUAUCGACCAGUUGUCCAGAAUUAGGGAAGAAGCUGGAGGAGGAGGAGGUGGCGUUGCACUCCAUGGCUCCACGGAGAGACCAUCUGAAGGAAGUGGAAAUACAACUUGCAAAAGUACGAAAACUGGCUGCAACAGUUGAAGAUCUCGUGUCUGAUCAUAAUGAAUUCAAUAACAUCAAACUUCACGUGAAAGCACAUAAGUGUUUUCCUCUGCAGAUGUCUACAGAAACGAGGCGUCUUUCUACCGGUGAACUAGUUCCAUGUGCAUAAAACUGAGACACUGCAAUACAAAUUGCAAUAAAUCUAGAAUUAGAAAGUAGACUGCAAUAGUACAUCUUGUUGAUAGCUGUAUACAGCAAUGCUGAUAAUAACAAGGUUGACUACUCUGUUGUACAGAGCUAGUGAAAUCAAGGUGAAGU